CAUUAGAUACAGCAGAUAAAUCAACAGCAUGAGUUGAUAAAACACACCGGCCGAAUCACAUUACACAGCUACAGGUUCCAACGUCUUAAAUUCUAUUUAAAAUACAUGUGUAUAUAUAUAUUUUAAUGUGUGUUUUUUAUUUUUAUGAAUAAACACAUUAACGCGUAUAUAUAAAUUGUUUUCAUAUCAACGCGCGUUGUUUUUAACGCGCGUUCUUUACUCGUGAUACAUAAUGGCGCUUGCAUUCCGCGGUUUGGAGUCUCCCUGUUUGAUUGGCGCGGUGCGGUUAUCCACACUGAGCGGCCCGGUUCGCAGUGACAUGUCUGUUCGGGGUGUGCUGUUAUUAUUAAUCCAGAAACGGUUUUCGUGCAGGUUGAAAGCUAGACCCGAAGUAACGGCGCCCUUUUCGAGGCAGAGCAGAAACUUUUCUGGGUUUCUUUCCCUUCCGACCGGACCCGGUUCGAGAAUGAAGGAACCCGUACAGCCGCCUGUCAAACCCGUUUGCAGCUCGGCUAAACUGCGUGGCCGGCUCGUCCACACCAACCAGGACAGCGCUACUUCCAGCCGGCUCAGAAGGGUGUCAAUUGAAGGAAACAUUGCCGUCGGGAAGUCCACUUUCGCCCGCCUGCUUCAGAAGGUGGAGAACCGGUGGGGGGUGAUUCCAGAGCCGCUGAGCAAGUGGCAGAAUCUCCAGACCUGCGAGUCCAGGGAGCAGAGCGUCAGUAACCUGCUGCAGAUCAUGUACCAGGACCCCACCCGCUGGUCCUACACCUUCCAGAGCUUCUCCUGCAUGAGCCGCAUCAGAGCCCAGCUGGAGGCUCCUCCGCCCAGCCUGCUGGAGCUCGAGAGGCCGCUGCAGAUCUUCGAGCGCUCCGUCUACAGCGACAGGUAUGUGUUUGCAGUGAGCCUGUUUCAGAUGGGCUGCAUCAAUGAGACAGAGUGGGCCAUCUACCAGGACUGGCACAGCUUCCUGGUCCAACAGUUUGGCAAGAGGAUUGAACUGGAAGGCAUCGUCUACCUGAGAGCAUCUCCACAGAAGUGUCUGGAGCGGUUGGGCCAGAGAGCCAGACAGGAGGAGAGGAGCGUCGACCUGCAGUAUCUGGAGAGACUGCACAGCCAACACGAGGACUGGCUGAUUGAGAAAACAACACCGCUGCACUUCGAUCACUUGAUGAGGACCCCAGUGCUGGUGCUGGACGUGAACGAGGAUUUUGAGCAGGACCAGGCGGUGCAGGAGAGGCUGCUGAAGCAGGUGAAGAACUUCUUUGACAGUUUGUGGUUGUGAGUGUGAUGACGCGGACCUGCCCACGUUUUGGACGGGAUUCGCAUUCCCCUCCACUCAGCUUCAGCCUGUGAUAGGAAAAACCUCCUUCCCAUAAUUCUUAUUAGCAUCGCUAGCCACAUCCCUACUGGACCCUAUUACAGCAGCUGCACUUUUAUUAUUGAGCAGAGAGUGUAGGUCUGGCACUCAGAAGGUCAACGACAAAGCGUUCGAAACAUUUCAGCCACGGCAGGUUCUCUAGAAACAGAGUAAGUGCGUUAAUGUCAGGUUUUAGUCUCUUUAUAAUUAUGGCUUCUGGUUUUCUGUGUUUUGCCCUGACUUUUCUGCUCCCCUUUAGAAAUUCAGUUGAUCCCUGUUAAGCCAUUUGUGUAUCUCAGUGACACUGAGAAACGCGUUCAUAGUCAUUUCAUUUAUGUUUUUCUCUUUCCCCUGUGAAACAACUAAAUGGGCUUUUAAAAAUUUAAGUCUUGUCUUGACAUUUCAAAGCAGAAACGACUCCUCUUUAUAAACGUGAAUACAGUCACGUUGCAGAACGAUUGCAAUAAAGUGUGUCCAGCAUCAAAAAUGUGUCGCGAUAGCUUUGAUAAAGGUUAGUCGCUACUUAAUGUGUCGUAAUCUCGUUUACACGUUAUGAAAAAUGAAGGCUUGGCCGAUUUUUUUAGAAAAAAAAACCCAUUCACUUGUUUCGCAGAAAGAAAUCGUAAAUGAAAUCAAUUUUAUUAUCGACGCGUUUCUCAGCGUGCGAUUGAGAGUCACGAAUGGCUUAGCAGGGAUCAAUUGAAUUCUUAAAGGAGAGCAGAGAAGUCAGACCAAUCAGAAGCCUGACUGGUAAUGUAUUUGUAAGUGGUUGGAGCUGCCUGUAAUCAGCUUGACUAGCGGUAGCUGCGAACACUUUGAAACAUGCCUUUAACAUUCCCAUUUCCUGAAGUGAUCUUGUAAAUACAGAUUUUAAUAUAAUAUUGAGGGAUGCUUCUGAAUGAAUGGAUGUGAAAUAACAUUGGCAAUGCCGGCCUGUUUCAUUGAACCCUGCUGUGAGGUUUUUUUUGCAUGGCUUUGUUUCUAAACUAGAGAGCUGUGCUUGUUUAUAACUCUAGGAUCGCUGGAGUUGUCAUUAUGUGUAAAUGGUACGCACCCCUCAUUCCUCUACACCCUAGGCUCAGGAUAAUAAUCUGGGUGCUAAUGCAUUUAUUAAAUUAAAAAAAAAAAAAAAAA
This is a messenger RNA of Polyodon spathula (Mississippi paddlefish), 2494 nucleotides long. RefSeq names its product deoxycytidine kinase 2-like. Gene Ontology annotation, molecular function: ATP binding; deoxynucleoside kinase activity. The transcript is spliced from 7 exons. NCBI's taxonomy places the organism in Eukaryota, Metazoa, Chordata, Actinopteri, Acipenseriformes, Polyodontidae. The coding region runs from base 233 to 1285 and encodes 350 amino acids. Gene Ontology annotation, cellular component: cytoplasm; mitochondrion. Gene Ontology annotation, biological process: nucleobase-containing compound metabolic process. The record is from RefSeq and is a predicted model, not a curated record.